GAGGCAUUGACGGCCCAACACGCACAUGCCGAUACACCCAAUUACAUACGUCUAGAACACCAUACGAUCAACAGGCAUGGAUACGCUAUGCGAUAUUUUCAGAGUGUAAUUACGCCAACGAAAUUAAGAACUAUUAAGUUGCAGAUAUUACAUAUUUAUUUCAGUUCAUGGUGCCUUAACUCCUUUAACUUCGCACUCCGAUUGCUAAGUGUUCUCGCCGUCUCUCUUUUCUCGGACAGCAGUAACGGCGGAGCGGUUUCUUCAAGACGUCUGGCGCUAUGGACGACGACGGGCUGUUUGACGAGGACCCUGAUUUGUACGAGAUAACGGAUUUCACAACAUCGACGGAAUGGGAAAGGUUUAUUGCUUCAGUGGAAGCAGUCAUUCAUGAAUGGAAACUCACAACGUUAAGGAACGUAGAGCCUUUGAAAGAGGGUGAGCUUUCUGGCACAAACUGGAAGACUUGCUCUGAGGACAUAAAGUUUGCCAGUUUCGCAUUCAAAAUUACCAGACACUACUUACAAGAAGCAUCAAGAUGCUUAGAAGAAAGUCAACAUCUUGAAGAUGAGCCAGUCCCCUUCGCCCUAGAGGACAUGAUGACUUUAGGCAAUGAUUUUCCACCUAGGGCUCAUUAUUUGGUUCGAUGGUUUGGCUUGCGAGACUUUCUAGUAAUAGCACCAAGCAGUGAAGAGGAAGCUAUCUCAAGUGAAGACAGAACGAAACUUCUUGUCAGCUCUGUUUCUGUAGCUCUAAACAACUCAAAGUGUCCACUGCCAGCUUUUGUGCAGGUUCACCACCCUCAAGAGCGACUGUGCUUUGGCAUAUGUGUUGGGGGCGGACUGACAACGCACUUUGAGAUGGUGCAUCUUAACCAUGUCCCAAAGCCCUGCAGCAAUGUGUCUGGCCUCUUGUCACUCUUCAAAGGAAAGCUGUCCUAUGCCUCACAACAAAGUCCAGCACCUAUUCAGCUAACCAUUCGGUUUACCUACAUGCUUCAAGAUUGGUCCCCUGCUUCAUGGCCUCAGCUUCCACCUGAUGUUACUGAUGACUGGUUCGACAUCGGCAAUCUUAAACUUGGGAAAUUGCCAUUUGGUGCCUUGGAAGACCCCAUCUCGGAGCUGCAGCUUUCUGUUACCUGGCCCUCAGUCCCAGAGGAUGUAGUUGUGGAUAAUGAUGUCUACAGUGACCUUCGGCCCGAGAAUGCGCCCAAGUGGUCAAUCCGAAUGCGAUGGAAAGAAAACCCUGACUGUCUCAUGGAAGAGUACCUGCGAAACUUCUUUGUGGUGUGCCAGAUGACCAAUUCAUUGGAUGAUGUGCUCAAGAAUAUGGUUGAGACAGAAGACCUCUCCGCCAAGGCAGAAAUCCUUGAUGCAUUGGACCGACUGGCCCAGCCCAAUGCUCUGCCUUUUCGACUGCCUCAGCUGCCUCAGCCAGAGGUCUCUCCAGAGAGCUCAUGCAACAUGCUACUACGAAAUCAGGAGCUGCUCAUUGAAAUUUUGGGCUACAUCUUCCUUUCUUCAGAUGCCACUCCUCAAGAAAAGAAUGUGCUGGCUGAAUCUCCUGAGAUAGAGUCACCUCCUGAGGCAGACACAAAUACAAAGCUCUUGGAACUCAAGGAAAGCCUGAAUUCAUUGAAGACGACACAUCCAAACAGCCUCCUUUGGCGCCUGGCCCUUGCCGCAGCACAUGUAUACCAUGCCUGCGGUGGCAUCGAAGCACUUGCACAACUUUGGGUCAAAGUGAUUGCAGAGAUGCGUUACUACUGGGAAAACAACCUCACCCUUCCAAGUGGGCAGAUAUACACUCAAAGGCAACAUAGUGCUGGCAUAUGCAAGGUACAAGAGUAUCUUACUAAGAGCUCGGGAGCUGUCCUUGCUACGCUCUUGUGGCUUAUGCAUACAACGCCAGGUCUUCAUAACAAAAUUGAGAAAAAUAAUUUGUUUCAUGCACCUUAAAUAAAAAACACCCCAAAAAAUGUUUAUGAAUUUAUUUACAAAGCACAAAGUUCUGUUGACAUAGUUGAGAAAUGGAAAGAGCAGCUAAUGGCAUUA
Molecule: messenger RNA, 2051 nt
Organism: Dermacentor silvarum
Lineage: Eukaryota; Metazoa; Arthropoda; Arachnida; Ixodida; Ixodidae
Product: rab3 GTPase-activating protein catalytic subunit
Exons: 16
Coding region: 279-1955 (558 amino acids)
Biological process (GO): positive regulation of GTPase activity
Molecular function (GO): GTPase activator activity
Source: RefSeq, a predicted model, not a curated record